AUGGUCUACACAAUCGUUGUCCACAUGCGCGCAAAGGCAGACGAGGAGUCCAUCUCCAAGCUGCACGCUAAGCUCCUCGAGGCCUCGGCCGUCUACUCCAAGGACAAGGAGACCCUCUCCUGGUUCGUCAUGCAGUCUGUGCAUGAUAAGCAGGAUUUCACCAUUGUCGAGCGCUACGAGCAGGAAUCGUCGCAGCAGUACCAUCUCAAUAACCCAUACUGGAAGACAUUCGAUCCUUAUGUUAUUCCUCUUUUGGAGAAGGAUAUGGAUUUGAGACGCUUUGAGGAGUUGGUUUAG
Messenger RNA from Penicillium verhagenii, 297 nucleotides. Its product is annotated as putative quinol monooxygenase. NCBI's taxonomy places the organism in Eukaryota, Fungi, Ascomycota, Eurotiomycetes, Eurotiales, Aspergillaceae. The transcript has 2 exons. The coding region runs from base 1 to 297 and encodes 98 amino acids. The record is from RefSeq and is a predicted model, not a curated record.